This is a messenger RNA of Sphaerodactylus townsendi, 1152 nucleotides long. Its product is annotated as thyrotropin-releasing hormone receptor-like. NCBI's taxonomy places the organism in Eukaryota, Metazoa, Chordata, Lepidosauria, Squamata, Sphaerodactylidae. Gene Ontology annotation, molecular function: thyrotropin-releasing hormone receptor activity. Gene Ontology annotation, cellular component: membrane. The transcript has 3 exons. The record is from RefSeq and is a predicted model, not a curated record. The coding region runs from base 1 to 1152 and encodes 383 amino acids. Gene Ontology annotation, biological process: phospholipase C-activating G protein-coupled receptor signaling pathway.
AUGGAGAACAGCAGCAGUCAGGGGGACAACCCCACCAACAUCUCCCUGGCAAACAGCGCUGCCAUCGUGGCCAUGAUGGAAUAUAAGGCCCUUUCCGUCUUCCUGGUUCUGUGCAUUUGUGGGGUCGGCAUCGUUGGCAACGUCAUGGUGGUCCUAGUAGUUGCCACCACCAGGGACAUGAGGACUCCAACCAACUGCUACCUGGUUAGCUUGGCUGUGGCUGAUCUGAUGGUCCUGGUUGCCGCUGGGUUGCCCAACGUCUCUGAAAGCCUGGCAGGAACGUGGGUCUACGGCUAUGUUGGCUGCCUGGGCAUCACCUACUUCCAGUACCUGGGCAUCAAUGUGUCAUCCUGCUCCAUCACAGCCUUCACAGUGGAGAGGUACAUUGCAAUCUGCCAUCCAAUGAAAGCCCAGACCAUGUGCACGGUGUCCCGAGCCAAACGCAUCAUCGCUUUCAUUUGGGGCCUCACGGCGGUGUACUGCCUGCUCUGGUUUUUCCUGGUGGACAUCAACGUCGGCAAGAACCAGCAGGUGGAGUGCGGCUACAAGGUCUCCCGCAACCUCUACCUGCCCAUCUACCUCCUGGACUUUGCCCUCUUCUUCUUCACCCCCUUGCUCCUGACCACCGUUCUCUACGGCCUCAUUGGGAGGGUCCUCUUCCGCGGUCCCGCUCUGCACCAGCCAGCUGCCCUCACAAAGCACCAUGGAAACUCUGACAGCAAGGAGAGGAACACCAGCUCCAGAACCAGCGUGCCCAUCAGGAAACAGGUAACAAAGAUGCUGGCCGUGGUGGUGGUCCUUUUCGCCUUGCUCUGGAUGCCCUACCGGACCCUGGUGCUGGUCAACUCCUUCAUGGAUCGCCCCUACCUGGACCGCUGGUUUCUCCUCUUCUGCAGAGUCUGUGUCUACGCCAACAGCGCUGUCAACCCUGUCAUUUACAACCUGAUGUCCCGAAAGUUCUGCCUGGCCUUCAAGAAGCUCUGCAAAUGCCGCUCCGCCUCCGGGGGCUCCAGAAUGAGGGGGGAGCCCAGCGUGCAGCACCCGGAGGAAGCAGCCCCAUCGCAGUUGGUGGGGGAGAAGGACCCAGCGGUCUUGGAGCCAGGGAUGGCAACGUCACCCCACAAGAAGGAACUGAACUCCAGUGUGGUUUGA